UCGCUCCUAACGAAGAAGACAUCAGAGCUGCUUGUGGAUAAUCGCCCAUACAGCAUUUAACCUGUUUUAAAGGUUAAUUUAAGCGAUUUAACAUAUGCUUUGUGGGUAGUUAGUCGUUACGGUUUUUUUAGAUUUAGAGCACUUGUAAAAAUGGCCGCAAAUCCGCCUGGACCAGACAAAAACCGGGCUGCUAUUCUUGCUGAACUGAACAAGGAGAAGAGACGCUUGUUACAGAGUCAGUCCAUGAAUAGCCCUGGAGCCAGCAUUCCUCUUUCUAGACCAGCAGUAAAUAAAGAGUUUAGGGACCAGGCUGAACAGCAGCAUAUUGCUGCACAACAAAAGGCAGCUUUGCAGCAUGCACACGCACACUCAUCCGGAUUCUUCAUCACUCAGGAUUCCUCCUUCGGUAAUCUCAUAUUACCUGUGUUACCGAGGCUUGAACCGGAGUAAAUGAACACGCACCACUUUAUUCAUUCAGUGUUUGCAUUAACUUCAGUCUUGUUUUUUGUAUGUCUAGAUUGUUAUCGCAAGUCAAUAUUUUUUUAUGAUUAAACAUAAAAUUUAGAGAAAUAA
This is a messenger RNA of Triplophysa dalaica, 573 nucleotides long. It is a transcript of the gene inip, whose product is annotated as ints3 and nabp interacting protein. The transcript has 4 exons. The record is from RefSeq and is a predicted model, not a curated record. Gene Ontology annotation, biological process: DNA repair. NCBI's taxonomy places the organism in Eukaryota, Metazoa, Chordata, Actinopteri, Cypriniformes, Nemacheilidae. Gene Ontology annotation, cellular component: nucleoplasm; nucleus; SOSS complex. Bases 151 to 450 code for a protein of 99 amino acids.